Molecule: messenger RNA, 378 nt
Organism: Uncinocarpus reesii 1704
Lineage: Eukaryota; Fungi; Ascomycota; Eurotiomycetes; Onygenales; Onygenaceae
Exons: 3
Coding region: 1-378 (125 amino acids)
Biological process (GO): protein folding in endoplasmic reticulum
Cellular component (GO): EMC complex
Source: RefSeq, a predicted model, not a curated record
AUGACUUUCCCCUCACGUCUCUUGACCACCUUUGGGCUCAUCUUCCUUGCCCACGCCGGCUACUCCGCCCACGAGCACUCCGUUCUAUACGGCAGCACACACCCGCUUCCCCUCGACAUCACUCUCGAAACCCUAGUCGCGGUCGUCCUUGUGAUCUUUGGCCUUGUCCUGGGCGCCGAGAAGCCGAAGCCCAUCAGCUGGAGUGCGUGGGCGGGAGAGAUUGAGAGGAAGGGGGGGUCGGAGAAUCCGUUUUUAGGGUUGGAGGAGCGUCGGGCGUUUAUUGAUAUUAGGGUAAUGGGAUAUGUUCUCCUCCGUCGGGCGAAGAGGAAGGAGUUUCGGGAAUGGAAGAGGCAGAGGGAUGAGGUGUCAACGAAGUAA